This is a messenger RNA of Australozyma saopauloensis, 3228 nucleotides long. RefSeq names its product DNA-directed DNA polymerase delta (gene POL3). Gene Ontology annotation, molecular function: nucleotide binding; 3'-5'-DNA exonuclease activity; DNA binding. NCBI's taxonomy places the organism in Eukaryota, Fungi, Ascomycota, Pichiomycetes, Serinales, Metschnikowiaceae. The transcript has a single exon. Bases 1 to 3228 code for a protein of 1075 amino acids. Gene Ontology annotation, cellular component: delta DNA polymerase complex. Gene Ontology annotation, biological process: nucleotide-excision repair, DNA gap filling; DNA-templated DNA replication; base-excision repair, gap-filling. The record is from RefSeq and is a predicted model, not a curated record.
AUGUCCGAGGCCGCCAAAAGAACAUGGUCCGACAAUUCCGAGGGCGCCCACUCCCUUCCGGCCGCAUCGCAAAAUAUCGACUCGCAUUUGGAGCUCACCCAGUCGCAGCAGCAGCUUUUGAAGAAAGUCAAACGUCCCAAUGGGGACGAUGAGCCGCUGGUGUUCGAACAAGAGUUGGUGGAAAUGACCCAGCGUGCCGAGGGUGUACAUGAGGAACAGCAGCUGUGGUCCCGGCCGCAAUUGCCGGAGAAUUAUCUCGAGAACGACGUGACGUUCCAACAGUUGGAUGCUGAAGAAGCUAUUCAUGGAGAUACUACCGUGGCUCGUUUUUUCGGUAUCACCGAGGAGGGUUACUCUGUGCUUUGUACUGUGACGGGCUUUUUACAUUACUUCUAUGUUCCUGUUCCUAGGGGCUUUACGUCUGCUCAGUUGGGAGCGUUUAAGAGUUCCAUGAAGGCCAAUUGGUAUGGGAUUCACGAUAUCACUAUAGAACUCAAGGAGUCCAUUUGGGGCUUCAGCAAUAACGUCAAGGUGCCAUUUUUCAAGGUGGUGGUGGCCAACGCCAAGGACAUUACUAAGAUUAGAGGUGCGUUUGAAAGGGGAGAGGUCUCGUUUGAAAACUACUUCUCGCCGGGACAGAAUCCCUCUUACGAUAACAUCAAUUACUUGCUUCGAAUGAUGAUCGACUGCAACAUCACCGGUAUGUCAUGGAUGUCUCUUCCGAAGGGGAAGUUCACUCUUGUAGAUCCCGCCAUGAAACUAUCAACUUGUCAGAUUGAGUGUGUCAUUGACUACCGUGACAUCUUAUCGCAUCCAUCUGAAGGCGAAUGGCUAAAAAUGGCUCCUUUGCGUAUUCUCUCUUUCGAUAUCGAGUGUGCGGGAAGAAAAGGUGUCUUUCCUGAGGCAAAGGAAGACCCAGUCAUUCAGAUCGCUAAUGUCAUUCUGCGGCAGGGUGACCAACGUCCUUUCGUUAGAAAUGUGUUCACUGUGAACACUUGUGCACCUAUUAUUGGUUCCGAAAUCUUAUCUUACCAGGAAGAAAGAGACAUGCUCAUGGGCUGGAGAGACUUUGUGGUAAAAUCCGACCCAGAUGUCAUUAUCGGUUACAAUACCGCAAAUUUUGAUUUACCAUAUUUGCUCGAUCGUGCAAAGGCUUUGGGCUUGCCUAAGUUCGCAUUCUUUGGACGUAUGUUUAACAUUAAGCAGGAGGCUAAAGAUUCCGUGUUUAGUUCCAGAGCCUAUGGUACUCGUGAGAACAAAGUCGUCAAUAUCGAGGGAAGAAUGCAACUUGAUUUGCUUCAAUUCAUUCAGAGAGAGUACAAGUUAAGAUCCUACACCUUGAACUCUGUCUCGGCGCAUUUCUUGGGAGAACAAAAAGAAGAUGUCCAACAUUCCAUCAUUACAGAUCUCCAAAAUGGUACGGCUGAGACGCGUCGACGUUUGGCUGUCUAUUGUUUAAAAGAUGCUUACUUGCCGCUACGCUUGCUUGAAAAAUUGAUGUGUUUGGUCAACUACACUGAAAUGGCAAGAGUUACAGGUGUUCCGUUCUCUUAUCUUCUUGCAAGAGGACAGCAAAUUAAAGUCAUCUCGCAACUUUUCCGGAAAUGUCUACAAGAGAAUAUUGUCGUACCAAACAUGAAGAGUGAAGGAGGAAACGAAGAAUACGAAGGUGCCACUGUCAUUGAGCCAAAUAGAGGAUACUAUGAUGUUCCUAUUGCAACCUUGGAUUUCAGUUCUUUGUACCCUUCUAUUAUGAUGGCUCACAAUUUGUGCUACACAACAUUAUUAAACAAAGCCUCGAUUCAAGCCUUCAACUUGUCCGAAGACGAAUACACUUUCACUCCCAAUGGCGAUUAUUUCGUGAAAGAAAGCAAAAGAAAAGGUAUAUUACCCACAAUUUUGGAUGAAUUAUUGACUGCCAGAAAAAAGGCUAAAGCAGAUUUGAAAAAAGAAACAGACCCCUUCAAGCGUGAUGUUUUGAAUGGAAGACAACUAGCAUUGAAAAUCUCCGCUAAUUCUGUGUACGGUUUCACUGGUGCAACCGUUGGUAAACUACCUUGCUUGGCUAUUUCUUCCUCUGUCACUGCUUUCGGUCGUGAGAUGAUUGAAAAGACGAAAAAUGUCGUGCAGGAAAAAUAUUCCAAAGCAAAUGGAUUUCCACACGAUGCAGAGGUCAUUUAUGGUGAUACGGAUUCUGUGAUGGUGAAAUUUGGGUUUGAGGACCUAGAGACUUGUAUGAAGUAUGGUGAAGAAGCUGCAGACUAUGUCUCAACGAAAUUCAUUCGCCCAAUUAAGUUAGAGUUCGAAAAAGUAUACUUCCCAUAUCUUUUAAUUAACAAGAAGAGAUAUGCCGGUUUAUACUGGACGAGACCGGACAAAUUCGACAAAAUGGACACGAAGGGUAUAGAAACUGUCAGAAGAGAUAACUGCCGCUUGGUACAGAAUGUUAUUACGAAAGUUUUGGAAUUUAUUCUUGAGGAAAGAAAUGUUGAAAAAGCCGAGCGCUUUGUGAAACAAACUAUUGCCGAUCUUCUUCAAAACAGAGUUGACUUGUCACAACUAGUCAUUACAAAAGCAUACUCUAAACACGAGUAUGAUGGCAAACAAGCUCAUGUUGAGCUUGCAAAAAGAAUGAAACAAAGAGAUCCUGGAUCUGCUCCCUCCUUAGGUGAUAGAGUGGCAUACGUCAUCAUCAACUCCUCCAGUACAAAGAACUACGAGAAAUCAGAAGAUCCAUUGUACGUUUUGGAGAAUUCGCUUCCAAUUGAUGUUAACUACUACUUGGAGAACCAGCUUUCAAAGCCAUUAAUGAGAAUUUUCGAGCCCAUUUUAGGAGACAAGAAGGCCAAAGAGUUACUUUCUGGAGCGCACACUCGUACCGUCAAAAUGAGUGCUCCUAAAAGUGGCGGUUUGAUGAGAUUUGCAAAGAAAGCCGAACUAUGCAAAAAUUGCCGCACCCCGUUGAAACCAAACAACCAUGGCGCUGUCUGUGAAAAUUGUAUAUCAAAGGCUCCAGAGUUGUAUGGAAAUGCAUUAGCUCAAAUGAGUUACUUGGAGCAUAAGUUUUCGAGAUUGUGGACGGAGUGUCAGAGAUGUCAGGGCUCGUUGCAUCAAGAAGUCUUAUGUUCUAACAAAGAUUGUCCAAUUUUUUACAUGAGAAAGAAGGCACAAAAAGAUGUCAAUCAGCAAGCACAAGAAAUCAAGAAAUGGGAUGAUACGGAGUGGUAA